This is a messenger RNA of Brienomyrus brachyistius, 6607 nucleotides long. It is a transcript of the gene osbpl6, whose product is annotated as oxysterol binding protein-like 6. NCBI's taxonomy places the organism in Eukaryota, Metazoa, Chordata, Actinopteri, Osteoglossiformes, Mormyridae. The transcript has 24 exons. The record is from RefSeq and is a predicted model, not a curated record. Bases 316 to 3090 code for a protein of 924 amino acids. Gene Ontology annotation, molecular function: cholesterol binding. Gene Ontology annotation, cellular component: perinuclear endoplasmic reticulum; intracellular membrane-bounded organelle; cytosol.
CCUCCCGAUGUCAUUCUUGCUGCAGGGAGGAGCAUGUAGGAGCAUCACUUUAACUGCAUACAAGGGACGGGCAGCGGGGGCUCUCCUAUCACCCUUAAAUUUUCUGUCAGAGGAGCGGCAUCUUAAAAAAUAAAACGUGAGGAAAAAAGACCAACGAUGAUUGCCACCGAGUACUACCGUGCAGCCGGGGACGUGUGACGGAUCGCAGCAGUGAUAAGUCCAAGCAUCAGUUUCCUGCACCAAAGCGAGCGGCGAGACAUGUACAAUACGGUGAAAUCCUGAGCCGGGGAUCACGUACAACGCCACCUGGAGGCCAUGUCCCAUCACCACAACCGGAGUCCCCAGACCCGCGCCAUGAGCGCCGAGGAGAGGAGCUCCACACCCAAGACCUCCACGCCCACACACAAGAGCGCUUCAUCCUCCUCUUCCUCGCAGCGUGACAGCCGGCAGGAGACGGAUAGCUGGGAGAUCAUCGAGGGGUUGAAGAUCGGCCAGACUAACGUCCAGCGGCCAGACAAGCACGAGGGCUUCAUGCUGAAGAAGAGGAAGUGGCCCCUGAAGGGGUGGCACAAGCGUUUCUUCAUUCUAGACAACGGGAUUCUGAAAUACACCAAGUCACCCAUCGACAUCCAGAAGGGAAAGCUCCAUGGUAGCAUCGACGUGGGCCUGUCCGUGAUGUCCAUAAAGAAGAAGGCCAGGAGAAUCGACCUGGACACCGAGGAACACAUCUAUCACCUGAAGGUGAAGUCGCAGGAAGUGUUUGACUCCUGGGUGGCCAAGCUGCGGCAUCACCGGCUGUACCGGCAGAACGAGAUCGUGCGCUCGCCCCGCGACGCAUCCCUGCGGGCAUUUCCUCCCCCUGCCAGCCGCCCAGAGUCCCCCCAGCCGCCCACCACUGCCGGGCACGAGGCAAAGGCCAAGCCCACCAGCCUGCCCUGGCAGCCCCCGGCCCCCAGCAGCAGCAGUGGCAGCCUUCCAGCCUCGUACAGCAACGGCCAGAGCAAGGUGGCAGCCUGGCUGCUGGAGUGGGAGGAGAUGGAUAAGUGUGCCGAGGAGCUUGCUCACUGCCAGUCCAACCUGAUCGAGCUCAGCAGGCUCUUGCAGAGUCUGGAGAUCCUGCAGAGGACCCAGUCCGCCCCGAGCUUCAGCGAUAUGCAGGCAAAUUGUGUAGAUAUGUCAAAGAAAGACAAGCGGGCAAGCAGAAGAUGGAGAACAAAAAGUGUCAGCAAAGAUGCAAAAAUGCAGCUCCAGGUAUUUUGUUCUUUCCAGCACUCGAGACGUGUCAAAGUUCCCCUGAAUGCCAGGUUGCAUUCCUCCAACCCCAACCUAUGUGCAGACCUUGUGGAUUUUCAGACCGCGGUGCCGAGGCUGUCAGAUGCCAUCGAGUGCCCCCCCGACUACAUCAAGCUGCAGGAGGACUUCUGCGUUAUUGCUCAGAAAGUUCACUCUCUCCUGAAAUCAGCCUUCAAUACCGUAGCAAUUGAGAAGGAGAAAAUCAAGCAGAUCUUUUCCGAUCAGGAGAAGCUGGGACAGACUGCCCAGAUCCUGUCCCUCAGGAGGUCCCUCUCCCAGGCACUGACCCAAAAUGCAGAGCUUCGAACCCGACUCAGCCGCAUCCAUUCAGAGUCCGUCCUGUCUGAGCAAGUGGUCAGCGUGAAUAUCAUUCCCAGCCCAGAUGAGCCAGGCGAGCCGAUCUGCGCUGGAAUCCCCCUGACUCAGCAGACGUCCAAUGAGAGCAGGCUCUCCAUGUCCGAGUCCGUGUCGGAGUUCUUCGACGCCCAGGAAGUGCUCCUGUCAGCGAGUUCGUCAGAAAAUGAGGCUUCAGAUGACGAGUCAUACGUCAGCGAUGUGAGCGAUAACAUCUCCGAGGACAAUGCCAGCGUGACGGAUAACAUCUCCCGGCAAAUGCUCAACGGCGAUUUGGGAGGCGGGGCCUUCCGAAAUGGACGCCGCACAUGCCUCCCCGCCCCCUCCCCCGACACCACUAACAUUAACCUGUGGAAUAUCUUGAGGAACAACAUUGGGAAGGACCUAUCGAAGGUGUCCAUGCCAGUGGAGCUGAAUGAGCCGCUCAAUACCCUGCAGCACAUGUGCGAGGAGCUGGAAUACAGUGAGCUGCUGGACAAGGCGGCCGAAACCGAGGACCCCUACGAGAGAAUGGUCAUUGUUGCUGCUUUUGCAGUCUCUGGGUAUUCGUCCACCUACUACAGAGCAGGAAGUAAGCCGUUCAACCCUCUGCUUGGCGAGACCUACGAAUGCAUACGAGAAGACAAGGGACUCCGCUUUUUUUCCGAGCAGGUGAGCCACCAUCCACCCAUCUCUGCUUGUCACUGUGAAUCCAAAAAGUUCACCUUCUGGCAAGACGUCAGAUGGAAAAACAAGUUUUGGGGGAAAUCUAUGGAAAUCCUGCCGGUCGGGACGGUGAACGUCAUGUUACCGAGGUUUGGUGACCUCUAUGAGUGGAACAAAGUCACCACCUGUAUACACAACAUUCUCAGCGGGCGGAGGUGGAUCGAGCACUACGGGGAAAUCACCAUCAGGAACACCAGAAGCACCGCCUGCAUCUGCAAGCUAACGUUCGUCAAGGGGAACUACUGGAGCUCGAACGUUAAUGAGGUCCAGGGCUUCAUCAUGGACCACGAAGGGAAAGUGGUACAUCGGUUGUUUGGCAAGUGGCAUGAGGGCCUGUACUGCGGUGUGCCCCCCUCAGCCAAGUGCAUCUGGAGGCCAGGAUCCAUGCCCACCGACUAUGAGCUGUACUACGGAUUUACCAGGUUUGCAAUCGAACUCAAUGAACUCUGUCCUGAGAUGAAAGACCUGCUGCCUACUACUGAUGCACGUUUCCGCCCUGAUCAGAGGUACUUGGAGGAGGGAAAAGUAGAUCUGGCAGCCACAGAGAAACAGCGCAUUGAGGACCUGCAGAGGACCAGGAGAAAGUGGCAGGAAGAAAAUAACGUCAAACACCAGCCUCACUUCUUCAAGAAGGUCAUCGAUGCCAACCAGAGGGAGAGGUGGGUUUCCAACAGUACGUACUGGGAGCUACGCAAAGACCCCGGUUUCAGCAAACUGGAGAACCCCAAACUUUGGUAGUCCCCCAGAAGGCUGUGCUCAACAUAUCAUCAGCCUUAACAAAGAGGCUUUAUCCUAUGCACAAUUGUUCAGAAGCUCCUCUAUGACAUUAGUACUGCAGAGUUUUGGACACGACCAGACCUGCGGAGCCUGAAGGCGCCCCCCCCCCCCUCAGUAUGGCCCUGUCCCUUUUCUGAAGCAAGCGUCCCCCCCAGCAACCUUGAAAGAACACUGACCAAGCUCGUAGAUCCAUCCUAGGCUGUAACAGCUGUCAUGUCUUUGCCUUAAAACAGCAUUACUUUCAGCAGACCCAAUACAACCAAGCUCACUGGAAGCUUUAGCUGAGAAGCCCACUGGACGUCUCUAAGCACUGAUUUAGGCUGACGUUUGAAUUUGACUAUUCAGAUUUCACUCUGGAUCUCUAAAUUUACCUUGCAUGUUUACUGGGCUACUUUAACUAGUAAGAUUUAUGUUGACUUAAAAAGUGUGCGAGACUAACAAAAUGUUAAUAACUAUGUAAAAUAUUUCACUUUUGCUAACUGAUUAACCUUAGUUGACUACACCGCAAAGUCAACAUAUUUGUUAGGGGGGACUAAUUCAUAUUUAUUUGAAUUCACAUUUAUUUAUUUUAGAAAUGGUCAAGGCUGAAAGCCAUGGUUAAUUCAUUGUGGCUGUAUUCUCUCUUGGGAUAAGCAGUUUUGUAUAGGAAAAUUACUAUUUUUAGAGUAGAACUUGAAGAUUAUGAAGUUGGUCAAGAAGCCUAAAAAAUAGUCAAUGGUCAAUUGAAAUUGAAGUGAACUUCUUUCACUGCUCCCUGUAGCUAACAUACAAUGAUUUAGCUGUUGGUGGUACCUGGAGUGUUGAUUGUUACAUGCACCUCUAAAACACAGGGAACCUCAGUCAAAAAACAAACAACUCCCCCCCCCCCCCUGAAAAUUAUGGUUGCCCUGUAUUAUUAUAGUGUAUGGCAUCUAACUGGUGUUAGGUCCCACGUUCCAGUGGCUAUUGAAGGUAAAUAACCACAAGUUUAUAAAUACUGGUGCAUGUGUCACUGAGCUGGCUGCUCAUGAGGAUGUUUACCAGCCCUGGAUGUUUGGCAAGAUCUAAUGUCUCCUCGUUCUAUUUCAAGCCAUGGUGUUAGUUUGGGGAAGCAAUCUCACCAAGAUAGUUUGACACCAUAUGCUGAAGUGAAAUGACUGCGCUUCAUCGUCUCUCUCUGUUCUACGCUAUCCUCAAAGACCACAUAUGCACUGUGGGACAGUCUCGUCCUCAUUAUUUGUUUAUUUUAUUCGAAAACAAAUGCGCGGCUUCAUGGCGCCGAAACAUUGGAUCCAAUUGUACGUUUUCAACUGGUGGCCGAACACUGCCACCUGCUGUCCAUUUAAUAGAGAACGAUUAGCUGAGUCUAUUUUGUAAUCAUGGUGAUCACCGUCCUACUGCACUGUAACAGUGAAGGUCAGAACAUUUCAAAUGGAAAGAUUUCGAUGAAAUAUUUGAAGAAGCCGUGGAAAUGAAGCAUGUAAUUCAAUAAUCGGGAUUACUAAGUCUCACGCACCUGGCAGCAAACCUGUAUUAUUCCAUUAUAAACCUAAAUUUAGCCACACGAAAAGCUUUGGGGCAGUUUGCAAGUUCUACAGACUAUUUUCAAGAUACCUACGCUUUCUUUUGCCGCUCAAUAAUAUGACAUUUUUCGAUGAACCAAACCCAAAAAAAGCCAAAGACCGGCACUUGCAUUUUCUUUCUGAAAUUAUCCGAAUUCGAAAAAAAAGCGACUUUCGUAGGUAUUUAAGUAGAUCGAUACAAUUUCCCUAGAGAGCAUACAGCUAUAAUUUAAAUCUUAAAUAAUAAAGGUUUUAAUAUAUAUUUUAAAAGUUAAAUAGCCUACUGUUCCGGUCGUUUAAUUAAAAGGAAAAAUAGGGCGUUUCCGUAUUAAGUUUCUCUUAUUUAGAGUAAGGGAAUGGCGCUUUUGGUACGUUUAAUUUACGUUGUUUAUUUUGAUUUUCAUAUCUUAAUUUCAGUAUUUAUAAGGAGUAUGUUAACCACAAUGUGUGUGCAUUUUGGGGAGGGGUGUCGGCAGUGUAAAAGUCUUCUGUUGUAAAGGCAAGUAGCAUAUGCUUUGUAUUUUCAGUUACGUUUAUUGUGAAUUUCCACCUGGAGGCGGGAGGGCAGGUUUUGUUAGUAAAGUGGUAGUCUUGCAAUGGUCCUUACUGCAGAACUUUAGCGCAGUUUUCUCAUUGUCCUCUUCAUUGUCUAAAAUAAACCAAAAUGUAGGCCUGAAAAAAAAAGUUGUAGCUCGUGCAGAAGUUCAACUUGCUGUGCCUUAACACAUUUACUAAGCCCCGAAGUGUAACACUUGUGUAUUGCUACAGUAGUGUAGACGAUUGUAGGGAAAAAAAGACGCUACAGGCAGUGCAUUUAUGUCAGUGCACUGGGGCUGAGCCGAUCACUCCUCCAUUGCUUCGUCCUCUCGGCUUCAGUUAACCCUUUAUUUCAUUUAACACGUUAAAUGCAGUGAAUUGCUUACUCCCGGAUUUCAGUGCUUAAGGCAGACUUUGACUGUAAAUCCUUACUUUCAGAAAGGCAAUAGUACCGAUUACUGUGUGGUGGAAAACACGGAGCAAACAGAUUUCUACCUGAUGUUAAGGGAUUACUAAAGAAAGGCAGCUCUCAUGCACCCAUAUGUCUUUUAAAGCUUUCAUUUAUAAGUGGGCUGCUUUCCGAAGUGUUUUGCGGGAUGGGCGAUGGGGGCAUGGUAGAAAUCAUUUUCGUUGUUAGCAUGUUAUGUAAGUGAUUAUAUUAUAAGGUUACAAGCCUCAGUUUUCCCGUUUAAUAAUAAUUUAGUGCAAGGGAGGGGAAGCGGAUUUCCCGAUUAGGACAGACAUUUUCCGCUGCUACAGGCGCAGGCACCGGUCAUUCAUUUUACAUUUUACACGCGAUGUCUGCGGGACGUGAUCCAUCGGAAAUAAUGGCAAUUGGUACAAAACGGCUGUAAAACGAAACCCCUUAUUCCUCAAACUUAGGUUUUUACAUAGAGAUUUCCUUCAUGAGAUGUAUUUACGUGACGCUCCGUUAUUACGGCGAUUUCCUCGGUGGAAAGACGCCCGCAGACUGUAAAGGAAAAACGGAGACACAUCAGUCGUAAUUAGUCACGCAAAUUUAUGACGCAAAAAGGCACCAGGCGUCCCAGCCACUUAGUAUAUAGUACGCAGGACCGGCUUAGAGUACCCGGCAGCUCAUACAUCUCACUGUUUAUUAUACACGCAUGUAAAAAAAAGGACAGUCUGCCAGUGAAUGUUGCGAAUGCCUUACAUGAGGUUUUCCCUUAUUUUCUUUAGGAUUUGUUUUCUUUUCUUGUUUAAUUUCCAGACUGACGCGCAUCACUUGAUGUCGCGUUGGUCUCCCAGCUUAGUCGAUUUAAUCCAUUUUCUGAUGGAUCUCUUCUGAAGUGCAAUUGUAUACCUACAUAAACAUAUCUUUUCAUGAACACUCUACACUGCUGCUAUACAGUGCUUGUUCUAAUAAAAACAAAAACAAUUCA